Molecule: messenger RNA, 726 nt
Organism: Saccostrea cuccullata (small rock oyster)
Lineage: Eukaryota; Metazoa; Mollusca; Bivalvia; Ostreida; Ostreidae
Product: hepatocyte growth factor-like
Exons: 5
Coding region: 81-710 (209 amino acids)
Molecular function (GO): calcium ion binding
Source: RefSeq, a predicted model, not a curated record
GGUCGGUGAUUUGUUAAAUUGUAUUUUAUGCAAUAAAAAAUCAAAAACAGUACUGUACAAGGAUAUUAAAAUUCAUCAACAUGGAACGAUAUAUUUUCAGUAUUUUCAUGCUGUAUUUAAAGAUCGCUAGAGUUGACUGCUACAGGAAUACCUUAGGACGGUUUUAUACAGGCAAAGUGAACGUGACAAUCUCUGGUCGAAUUUGCCAGCCCUGGGGUUCACAGGUUCCACAUAAUCAUAAGUUUGGCUGGCUUUAUACUGAGGAGAACUAUUGUCGUAAUCCGGACGACGAAUCAGUGGGCCCGUGGUGCUACACUAUGGACAAAGAGAAGCGGUGGGAAAGCUGUGGCAUUCAAUUAUGCAGUGAUAAAUUCGAUCCUUGCUCCUCAAUGCCAUGUCAAAAUGGUGGAGAAUGCAAAAGUAACAAAACAAGAACAUACACCUGCGCAUGUCGACAAGGCUGGACUGGGGAAACCUGCAAAGAAAGAGUUCCUUGGUCAUCCUGUAAUUCCUCGCCUUGUAAAAAUGGCGGGACGUGUAUUGAGAGCGAGGACAGCUAUACCUGUCAAUGUUCUUCGGGAUAUAUUGGUCAUAUGUGUGAAGUAAACUUGAAAACUGAUCUCUGUGAUGUUUCAAAUUUUUGGAAUCACUAUGGAACUCGUUGCUAUAAGGUUUUUGAUACCAGUCUAUCUUGGGAAGAUGCUGUGUAAGUUUUUAUUCGAUUUC